GGCCUACAGCGAAAUACGAAGGAGUAGUCGUUUCUAUUCACGCAUUGUCUGCGCACUGUCCUGCAAAACACGAGAGACCAUCCAUUUAUUCAAGCUUUUGAAGGCCGUCUUGCUGUGUCAACCGUUGAAUAUUGGCUCGAUUUCCACACAGGAAAAAAACUUGAAGUGACAUUUUAACCGAACAAGCACGUACAGAUAUAGUAAAACCGGGACGCACUCAACACGUUUCAUAAAAGAUAGAUAACCACUUGACGUCAUGACAUCUCAGAAACAACUCUUCGCCGUGUUUAACUUUUACGAGACGAUUACUCCACCACCAAACUACCCAACAUUUACCGCAGGCUGGAAGACGUUGGGCAGUUAUGUUGAAACCCUUGAUCACUAUGUGGCUGCUCAGCUUCACCGAAACUUGGACGAACAAGGUUUAUUUCCAUAUGUUAAUUUCUCCACUUUUACUGGCACUACUGAGCGGAUUAUAAAGGACUUUAUGGAACCCAGCCCGGAUCUGAUUAAAGCUGUCGUUGAGGGGCAUGGAAUGCCGGGAAUUCAGAUCAACCACCCAGGUGGCUAUGAGGAAAUUUCAACAUUGAGUGGAAAGCAGAUCAUUCCCGACUUACCUGCAAAGCUUGAAUCCAAAUUUAUCAUUAGCGGCUACAGGACAAUCGUCUCUGACAAUGAGUUCAACAAUAACAUCGGUGAUUUGGAGAAAGACUGGCUUAACUGGGCAGGCAUAGAAGCCCUUAAGGCUGCAGUCCCAUCAGGUGUGUCGUUAGGUGAAGCUGGGUUGUACAAGCGAUUCACACCAGAUGGACCGUUCAAGGCAGUUACAUACACGGUUAGAUGCGAGAUCAAAGGUUUGGAUGCCGAUAAAACUGCCAGCUUGGAUUUGUUGAGUACCAUCCGUAAUCAAAAAACACCAGAAAAGUUGGAAUUGGUUGAUAGCUCCCUUUACUGCCUUGACAAGGAUCUCAUUAGCUUGUCUGCUAAAUAGAUAGUGACAUUAUGUUGUAGUUAGGAUAGAGAAAGUGACCAAACGACUUUUUUGUUUAUUAGCUGUACGUAAAACAAUAUUUGGUCAGAUUGUUUAACCUUAUGAGCUAAUUAUUACAUUACCUAGUUUUAUUAGGGAAUUAAUUAAAGACAAACUUUUCAAGAAACUUUCACUUCUAAACACUUAAAGGCAGAUCAGUACACGACUAUAGGUUACAAAUGUUCCCACGGGGCGCCAACUGUCAACUUAUGUUUAGCGUAAAAAAAAAAAUUUGUACAAUUGUUUGCAAAGUUCUGUCAAUGUUGUUGGUUUAUAAACCACGGUUAUAAAAUAUAAAAUCUGAAGCGUCGUACAACAUGGUUUAUAAACCAUGAACAUUGGAGCAUCUUCAAAACAUAGGGGAACACGUUCAGAUAAAUAAGCGGGAGAUUGACAUGUUUGAGCCUUGAAAGUUAACAGAAGAAUUUUGGUAACUGUACGAAACUUAACUGGGAGCCAAUGCAAAUGCAUUAAUACAGGUGUAAUAUGGUGAGAACGAGGCAAGAAAGAGACGAGUCGAGCAGCAGUGCUUUGUACACGUUUAUAAACCAAAAAACCCGUUUGUUAACACAUCAUGGGUUACAACACACAUAAAAACUGUGCGUUCAUACAAAUCAUGGUUUAUAGUCAAUACAAACUGAACAUGCCUGGGUUUCAUUCAACCUCCUUAAGCAUUUUUGACGAUAGCCGCUUAACCGUCUGCCUUGUAUAACGAAGAAAUCUCGCCCGGUGUGUGCCAAAUACACUUUUGCAGCGAGCUUGAAGUAUUAAACUCCGGUCUUUAUAAGGGAAUAAAAGGUUAGCGACGAGUUCUUUUAAUCGGCCGUUUAAAACCGGCAGGGUCGUGGCCGAGCGCUCAAGGCCCAACCCGAAGGCGAGGGUCUUUAUCGCCUCGACCCUGCAAGGUUUUGAAUGGCCGAUUCGGAACGAGUCACUACACUUUUAUUAAUUUUCAUAAAUGCCAUUUUGGUAAAAAGCCGUAAUAAAGUAGGAAACUGUUUUCCGAAGUCCUUGAGCUUUUUAAGUGUGGUGCAUUUUUAUGAGACACUUUUCGGAUAGCGAAACUGUCUGAUGAGGUAUUUAUGAAUGUUGUUUAAUAAAUCCACAGCUCCUUGGAUUACACGGCUAUUGUCAAGAGCGCUUGGAAGGAGGUUUAAUCAAAGCCAUAAUUAGAUUUUAUGGUUUAUAAACCAUGACUUUUUGAACGCUUCAGUCAAAAAAACGCUAAACAUUAGUAGACAAACGGCGCCCCGUAUAUAGAGUCCCUUGUUGCCUCGCCACUCGACUCGUUUGCAAAGCUGUCCAAGCCUAAAGGACUUGACAAAAGGCUAGCUAUCCGUGUAAUAUUAGAUCUUUCUAAAUAAGGAAUGUUGUUAUCCACCCUUAGGCAUUGUCUCUAAAUAAGGAAUGGUGUUAUCCACCCUUAGGCAUUGUCUCUAAAUAAGGAAUGUUGUUAUCCACCCUUAGGCAUUGUCUCUAAAUAAGGAAUGUUGUUAUCCACCCUUAGGCAUUGUCUCUAAAUAAGGAAUGUUGUUAUCCACCCUUAGGCAUUGUCUCUAAAUAAGGAAUGUUGUUAUCCACCCUUAGGCAUUGUCUCUAAAUAAGGAAUGUUGUUAUCCACCCUUAGGCAUUGUCUCUAAAUAAGGAAUGUUGUUAUCCACCCUUAGGCAUUGUCUCU
Messenger RNA from Asterias rubens (European starfish), 2708 nucleotides. RefSeq lists its product as uncharacterized. The coding region runs from base 257 to 991 and encodes 244 amino acids. NCBI's taxonomy places the organism in Eukaryota, Metazoa, Echinodermata, Asteroidea, Forcipulatida, Asteriidae. The transcript has 6 exons. The record is from RefSeq and is a predicted model, not a curated record.